Messenger RNA from Arachis ipaensis, 1937 nucleotides. RefSeq names its product chromatin assembly factor 1 subunit FAS1. Gene Ontology annotation, biological process: nucleosome assembly. Lineage: Eukaryota; Viridiplantae; Streptophyta; Magnoliopsida; Fabales; Fabaceae. The record is from RefSeq and is a predicted model, not a curated record. Gene Ontology annotation, cellular component: CAF-1 complex; nucleus.
CGUUAGUCAGGUACCGCACCCAAAAUCAGUUGGCGCGAAACUCCACGCCAACACGCAGUGCCACUCACCCUCUCCACAUUCACCUUUCUCAAACAAACUAGGGUUCAAGCAUCGAAAAUCUUCACAUAAAAAACCUCGUGAACUUUUUCUGUUUCUGUAAAAAUGGUUUCGAAGGGUGACGGGGCGGAAGUCGGCGAAAACAAGAAGCAGAAGAAGAGAAAGAACAAUGAAGGAGAAACCGAAAGGCAACGACGUCGUCGAGAGAAAGAAGAAUCUAAAGAGAAGGAAAAACUUUCUUUGCAAAAGCAAGCCGAUAUCAUGUACAAGUUUCUCAAUAGAACCAAAACUAGCGAUCGAAAUGACCAACACUUCAAUACAAAGAUCGAAACUCCGUUUGAUUCAGCUACACUAUCGAUGGAUGCUACCCUUCAUUCUGGUCCUGAAUUUUCCAGUGAGGACAUUCGCAAGGCACAGAUUUCGAUGUGGCGUGAUUUGAGUAAAUCGGUUCGAUCAAAGAGGAGUCAGAGGUGGGGUAUACGAUUGAAACCUAAGUUUGAACUUUAUAAGGAGCUUAAGCUUCGACCUACUGUAAGAGUGGCUCAUUAUGGUGACUUGAUAUUGGAGGAGCAUGCAGAACGUUCUCUUCUUGAUGUGAAGAUGAACCAGCAUGGGAAACAGUUAUUUCAGUUUGAUCAUAGUCCAAGACCUGCCUUUUAUGGUAUUUGGGACAAGAAAAGUCAAGUUGUUGGACCACGCCAUCCUUUUAGGAAGGAUUCCAUCUUGGAUUAUGAUGUCGACAGCGACGAGGAAUGGAAAGAGGUGGAUCCUGGUGAAAGCCUGUCAGGUUAUGACCAAGAUGAAGAGGAAUGUUCAACAUCUGAUUAUGAAAUUUGUGGUGGGUAUUUUGUUCCUGAUGGAUAUCUCUCAGAAGAUGAGGGUGCACAUGUGGAUAAAAUGGAAACAAAUGUUGACAUUGAUGGAGCUGAGAACUUACCAAAAGGCAAGGAUGAUGUAGAGAGGGAUGAGUUCUGUGCUUUGCUUCAACAACAGAAGAAUCUAAAUAAUUUGAUAAAGAUUGCUCUUGGAAAAAAUAAGCCAUUGAUUAUAACAAAUUUCAUGCAUGAGAUGAGAUCGGGUCAAGAUAAUGGUACUAUUAAGUCAGAGCAGAUUUGGUUGCAAUACUUGAGUUUUCAUGUAAUUUCUGCCAUAGAUAUAUCUGUGAAUCAUUUUCAAGAUGAGGACCAAAAACGCUCCAGCGGAGGCAGUGUCGCUCCGGUAUGUGAUGAUGAUGCUAUUCCGGAAUCGAAUCUUCCUCUCAUUGUGGCUGCCAUUCAGACUUAUCCUAGGAGCUUAAGUAAAGUGUUGAAGUCUUUGAAACGAAGAUUUCCUUCUGCCUCAAAACAUUUACUGAAGGAUAAAGUGUGUGAGAUAUCAAACUAUGUUGAUAACUGUUUGCAGGUGAAGAAAGAAGUUCUAGUUAAGCUUGGUCUAGAUCAGGGUUGUUCAAAAUCGGAAUCAAGGAGCAGGACUGUGCAUUCUUCAAGAAGUUGCUUUCCAUCUACUAGUGACAUCCUGAAACCUGGUGAUAAUAAGAAAAAACAGACCUAGUAACUCAACUGCAAAAGAAUGGAGAUUGAGCAUAUUUUUAGAGAAGCAAAUGUGGGUGGUUGACAUUUUGACUAUAACAGCUAUUUUAAGAAUAGCUAAGGAUUUCUUUUUGUAUAUAGGGAAACAUCCUUUCUUUGAAUUCACUGAUGUCACUAACUAGUAAUUCUCCUCUGUAUUGCUCUAUGUUGUAUUUUUUGGGAUGUAUAGCUAGAUGUAUAGUGAUUAGGCCAGUUUAGUUGCAGAAUACUAGUUGUCCUUUAGCUUUUUGUAUGAUACUUCCAAUACUAUUCCCGUUUCACAAAGGCACAAGUAAGAUGGUUUUAGCUUUA